This is a messenger RNA of Nannizzia gypsea CBS 118893, 2067 nucleotides long. RefSeq lists its product as hypothetical. NCBI's taxonomy places the organism in Eukaryota, Fungi, Ascomycota, Eurotiomycetes, Onygenales, Arthrodermataceae. The transcript has a single exon. The coding region runs from base 1 to 2067 and encodes 688 amino acids. The record is from RefSeq and is a predicted model, not a curated record.
AUGGCGUCUGAACUAUACUACUUCAACCCCUCAACUCCACCUCGGGCUCUUAUGUCUGAUGCCGAGCUUCUUGGCUCUGCUCAUAGUCGGACAACCUCAGGUUCAUCUGAAUACACAGGUUCCUCUGCUUAUACUGACGAGUCUUCGCCUGCAUCUCGCUCAACCAGUGUAUCUACUUCUGGCAGGUCUCCAGGUAGACGACCCCCGGGCCCUAUACUUUUACCCAAAAUCAGACCCCAGGAUAUCACGGUCGAGCCGCAAUCACACUAUGGCUCUCAGCGAAGCCGGAAAGCCCUUUCCGCUACUCAAAAUCCUUCUGGAUUUGCACCAUAUCCUACUUCACGCCCUUCUAUUUCCCGCAGGGCAAUUGAACCUAUAGACUGUUCGCUAGUUUCCCCCAUCUGUGCCACGCCUACUUCAUAUGGUUAUCCCGGGGGCGCUAUGUCUCCUAUAUCUGCAGUUCCUCCCACCAGCUCUAGGAGAAGAACUGCUCAUUCGCGGAAUCCAUCUGUUUCUAGUAUCGAUGAUGCCACCCUGAGCCGUUAUGGUUAUCCCACUUACCGCCAAAUGCCCAAGUACCUUGCUCAAUAUAGCCCAACUACCCCUGUUUCUGCAACGUCCUUCACUUACCCAACACCCAAUUACACUACGACCCCUUAUGCAGCUGCAGCCGACCCACUUGUUAGUUAUCCAACAUCCAACUAUGCUACCCCCGCUUAUCCAGGCACAUACCCGUCCCCUGCCUAUCCAACGUCUGCCUACUCAGCUGCUGCAGAAGCUUAUGAUCCCGCUUCCGAUGUUGCGUCUGCACAUACUCAAUAUGGCUUUUCUGACGCCACCGCCAGGGCCUUGGGAGUUUCAACUGUUGACCCAUCUAUCCCACCUUCCCUUAAUGUGAUUCCACCCUCUCUUGCACCACCAAUGGACUACUCUUCAUUGCCAUCAUCCGCAUCUACUACCCUGCUAGAGUACCUAAAUGCCCCCACACAGGCCAUCAACCUCGUUGAGACCAUGGCUUACCCGUCAAAUCGAGUGAGCCCGGCACAUUUCUGGUGGGAUGUCAGAAAUAUUCGACAAUGGUCUUCCUUCUCCCUUGAAGAGAUGAGCUCUAUCCCUCGCUUCCCACAGCUUCUCACCACCAACAUCUCCCAGGAUUCUCUUCCACUUAGCACUGUUGCCCCAUCCCGACUGUAUCCUGACUCCGAAUUUUCAUUGACUGAUUUGAUUCGUGAUGUCUAUGCUCCACGAGUCAAUGCUGCUCUUCGCAUUUCCCAAGGACACGAUUGCCUUUCCCUAUACCCAGCUCCAAUAAACCCAGCAAACAGAGAUAAUGAUCCUCAUUUCAUCGCCAAUUAUGCCAGUGAUACUGAGCAGACACCAUCCGGCCUCCCUCGCGGCCGCAUUGUUGGCAUAGUUAAGACAUUCAACAGAUGGAACACCGGAAUGCGAAACGAAGCGCCUCAUAGACGUGUUGAGUAUCUCAAUGGCCUCUCUCAUUUGCAACGCUGCAUGAGAGAGCACUCCUGCCGCUACGGAUUCAUCAUGACUGAGAUUGAACUUGUCUGUGUACGUGCUGGAUGCGACGAAGGCGACGACGUUCCAUAUUUCGGCUUCCUCGAAUUGGCCACUCCAAUCGCAACAAAGACAUCCUAUAACCCAUCCCUAUCUAGCGUAGGGUUAUCUCGCUCUACUUCGGCCUCUUCAGCUCAAUCUUCCGAUUAUUCUGUCUCAUCCCGAGGAGUAUCCCCCAUACCUGCAGGCUUCUCUGGGCCUUUCUCGGCAACUAUGGCACUAUAUUACCUACUCAUGCUGUCCAAGUCUGUGCCUCUUCCAACUCAGCCUUCAUGGCACCUAAACGUUGGUGGGCCAGGAGCCCUGACUCGGCAGCGCACCCUACCAGAUGAUAAGGAUAGCUGGAUUCCCGAGCCACAGCAACGAGAGAAGCGUGAAGCAAAGCGAAUUCGAGGAUGGGUCUGGCCACAAGACGCAUGGCACCGUCGCGAAGGCGGAGGUUCUAGUAGGACUAGAGCUGCUAAGAUCGCUGCGGCAAAGCGAUGGCAUAAGUGA